AUGACUCCAUUGAAUGUGAUGCAGCUUCAAUUUGUGUUUUUUUGCGACGGCAAAUUCUCGGAGCAUCAACUUUCAUUGCUAUCGAGUCUUCUUCACCGUAUAUUCAAGCUGUGUUCGCAGUCCCGAGUCCUUUGCCCUUCGGAGAUGUAUUGGAUCUAUACAUGA
Molecule: messenger RNA, 165 nt
Organism: Heterobasidion irregulare TC 32-1
Lineage: Eukaryota; Fungi; Basidiomycota; Agaricomycetes; Russulales; Bondarzewiaceae
Exons: 2
Coding region: 1-165 (54 amino acids)
Source: RefSeq, a predicted model, not a curated record